AUGUCUAAACCUCUUAUGCCCAAUGUGAAUGAUAAGUUUGAUUCUCUGGAAGCUUUCGAAGAUGCUGCAAGAUUAGCUGCUAAGUAUGAAGGGUUUGCAUUUUCAAGAAAAGAUAGCAACCUUACCGGGUGUAAAGGAAAAUCGCUCUUUGUCGUUUUGCAAUGCACAAAAGGUGGAGAGUGGAAAAAUUGUUGGAAUAUAACAGAAGAGACUAGUAAAAGGAAGAAAACUACUAAACGCGAAGGCUGCCCUGUAUAUAUUAGAGCCACUGCAACAAAAUGCCAUUCGACUACAAGUGUUUUAAAUACUGAAGUAAAAUGGAUUGUCACGAAGGCUGUACUCGAACAUAAACACACAAUGCUUGAGUUGGAUGAGGUUGCAACUUUUCCACAAUACCGUGCUAUGAGCCUAAAUCAGAAAAAUCUGGUACAACAGUUGCAUGAUAAUAAUGCACCAACUCGUGUUAUAACAGCAGCUGUUAAUAAGGUUAUUAAUGGUGGUAUUAUUCUCUCAAAAGACAUUGUGAAUGAACGUGCACGUAUUAGGCUUGCUUUGAAUGAAGGUUAUAAUAACGAUUCUACUCAGAUACUACUAAGGCUUCUUGAAGAACGUGAUUAUAUGGUUGUGGCACAUAAAACAACAAAAGGAUAUCUAACUCACCUUUUCUUUUCACAUGUUGAAGCUGCUAAGUGCGUUGCCAAAUGCCCGGAGGUUCUUAUUAAAGGUGUACUAGCAUCUUAUCAAAUCGCAAUGGCCUGGAUUGAUAAUGAAAGUGAAGCGUCCUACACAUGGUUUUUGCAAACGCUUCGUACCAAAAUUUAUAAUGCUUAUGGUUGCUUACCAGAUGUUUUCAUGUCCGAUAGAGACCAAGCAUUAAGAAAUGCUUCGUCUAAAGUAUUCCCAGAGUCUAAUAAGAUGCUAUGUGUUUGGCAUCUUCUUGAGCAAAAUUUGAAAGUUAAUUGCCGUAAGCUUUUUAAAAAUGAUGAAGACUACGAGAUGUUUAAAAAAGAGGUUGAAGCUCUAAGGUUUUCUGAAUGUGAAGAAGAAAUUCCUCAGUCUCUAAAUGCAAUUAAAAAGGCUGCUGAAAAGUCACACUCUCCAGAAAAGGUAGAAUCUUAUAUUCAGACAUGGAUGAAAGAUUCGAAAUUGUGGAUAUUAGCUUAUACUAAGCAAUUUUGUCAUAUGGGAAUAUCAACUACUGGUAGAUCUGAAUCAUCACAUAGCAUAUUUAAAAGAGCAAUCGAGACAGCUAGUGAUCUGGAAAGUGUAUUUCGUCAAAUUGAUCAAGUAAUGCGUUUACAACAUCUAAAAUCAGCAAUACGUAUGGGCUCCAACAAAGUUGCGAUUGAUCCAUUUACUCUUCGUAAUCCUAUAUUUAGUGAACUAAUUGGAAAAGUAUCAACAUGGGCAAUUAAUCAAAUAAAAAAAACUAUUCAAAAAAAAAAGGAUACAGAUAAUAAUAUUGAAGAUUAUAUUAUAGAACUUCCACGCCCCUCUAAGUCGGCUAUUAUUGAUUCAGAGUUUUAUACCACUUUUGUUAAUGCCGAAGAGAAGUUUCAGCAAUUGCCUGACAAUAUUGCAAAGAACGAAUUUAUUACAAAAAUUCAACAAGUAAUGAAUGAGCCAUUAUCUGAGCCCAUCAAGUUUCUCCCCAAAAAGGUAUCUAAGUCAAGUACUAAGCGAGGAUCACUUCUUAGCGAGAAACAAGAUGCUGCUGCAAAAAAGAAAAAGAAAAUGCUGGACAGUAUAAUGAAGCCCAAAAAUAAAACUGUUCAGCAACAAAAGAUACCUUUAAACCAAACUUCUAUUACCUCUCAAUCCUCUAGUUAUAAGCUAUAUGAAGCGAAUCUUCCAAAAUUUAUGCGAGAACAUGUUUCGGCAUAUUUCAAUUCUCAUUAUAUUCAACUGUUUUUAGAAAAAGAAAAAGAAUAUAAUGAUAUAUUAUUUACGACACAAUGGGAGGCUGGUUCUUGUGGUAAAGAACAUUGGAUGUCGAUGCCAUCAUUUGGAUAUGUUAUCGCGAACACAUUUCAACGACCUGUUCAUUAUUUCAGUAAAUAUAUCUCUCUUACAUUUCUUCCUGAUAACACACCAUUAAAUCGAAAUAUAUCAAUUGCUUUCAUUUAUGUUCUUGAAAGCCAGCAUUUUGUAGCUAUAAAACUCAAGCCAAAUGUUCCAGUUCCUCCUAUUGCAAAUGGUUGGGAAAAGAUAUGUGCUAAAUCUUGUAAGAUAUGGGAAAAUUUGUUCUUAGAAAGAAUAGCUCGUUUUAAGAAAGAAUAUGAAGAUGAAUACAGAUACUUACAAAAAGUGCAAUUGAAGUUUAAAUAUUGA
Dentiscutata erythropus is the source of this 2331-nucleotide messenger RNA. Lineage: Eukaryota; Fungi; Glomeromycota; Glomeromycetes; Diversisporales; Gigasporaceae. The record is from the annotation of a GenBank genome assembly.